This is a messenger RNA of Zygosaccharomyces rouxii, 1197 nucleotides long. RefSeq lists its product as uncharacterized. Lineage: Eukaryota; Fungi; Ascomycota; Saccharomycetes; Saccharomycetales; Saccharomycetaceae. Gene Ontology annotation, biological process: ceramide biosynthetic process. Gene Ontology annotation, molecular function: sphingolipid delta-4 desaturase activity. Bases 1 to 1197 code for a protein of 398 amino acids. The transcript has a single exon. The record is from RefSeq and is a predicted model, not a curated record.
AUGACAACCAUAACGCAUAGAGGACUGGAAAUUAGGACAGAUGAGAUGGAAGUACCAGAGGCAACAGCGCCUCUAGACGUGCUACACAACUAUUACUGGGUUUCUACCAAGGAGCCACAUGCGAUAAGGAGAAAAGCCAUUUUAAAGGCACAUCCCGAAGUCAAAAAAUUAAUGGGACAUGAACCAUUAACCAAAUAUCUUGCUACAAUUGUAGUGUUAACACAACUAGGUAUCGCUUACUAUUUGCGUAGUGGUCACAGUUGGUUGAAGACGGUUUUUUUAGCAUACGUGAUUGGAGCAACUUUGACGAAUAACAUGUAUUUGGCAGUUCAUGAAAUUACGCAUAAUUUAGCAUUCAAAAAGCCAUUGUACAACAAAAUGUUUGCAAUUUUCGUCAAUACCCCGGUGCCGCUUCCCUACGCGGCAGAUUUCGGCCCCUACCACCAACUACACCACAAAUUUCUAGGCGAUGAGCUUUACGAUACAGAUAUACCCACAGAGUUUGAAGCGAAAUUUUUGAAGGGCCGCGUGGGGAAAUUUUUUUUCGUCUUAUUCCAAGCACUAUUCUUUGCCUUAAGACCAAUGUUUGUGGUCGCCAUCUCUUUGACUAACUUCCACAUUGCAAAUAUCACUUAUCAGAUUGUGGUUGACAUCCUUUGGAUUCGUUAUUUCGGAAUUCAGUCAUUCCUUUAUCUUGGAUUCUCCAGUCUUUUAGCAGGUUCGUUUCAUCCAUUGUCUGGUCAUUUCAUUGCCGAACACUUUCUUUUCGACAUUGACGAAGCGUUAAAAGGCGGUAAAGAAACUUUCAAGUAUACAAAUGGUGAAGAACAGCAAUACUCCGAAGCACAGAAGAAUGAGCUAGAAAGUAUAAGACCGGAAGUUGAGUUUAAAAGGGAAUAUGCAUUAGAAACUUACUCUUACUACGGAAUUUUAAACCUCUUUGUAUGGAAUGCAGGUCUUCACAACGAACAUCAUGAUUUCCCAUUUAUCCCAUGGUCAAGACUUUGGGCUUUGCACAAUAUGGCACCAGAAUUUUAUAAACCACUACCAAGACACGAAUCUUGGUGUAAGGCAAUCUUUGAUUUCGUCUUCAGGGCAGAUUUGAAUUUUUACAGCAGAGUUAAAAGAGCAAAUCCUCAAAUAACCAAGGAGAAGGAACUAAAGAAACAGAAGGAAAUGCAAAAAUCGAAGUUUUAG